GUGCUAAGCCAACGAAAACUCCGACGUCCCCUGAUCGCUGAGUCGGCCCCGCUUGCCAAGGGACGCUCCUGUCAAACGUGAAUAUCUUGCCCGAGCCAAACCUUUGGCCUCCGUCAAAUUCUAGGCCAGUUCAGAAAUCGCCAUGGCUCGCACGGCGUCAGCGACGGCCAACGGCCGCUCCCAGGCAAAGGAACCCGCCGUAAAUGGCAAUUCCUGUUCCGACGGCGCCGCUGCCGACCCUGACGACGCAAAGUAUCGCGACUUCUUCUGGACCUAUACCGAGGAGCCGCACCGCACAAGACGGCUAGCCAUCAUCAAGGCGCACCCAGAAGUCACCAAACUCUGCGGCCCUGAGCCUCUGACAAAAUAUGUUGUUGCUGGUGUUGUCGCUUUACAAGUAUUGCUCGCCCACCUCCUGCGGGACACACCCUUUUGGUCAUGGAAGUUUUGGGCCGUCGCCUACGUCUUCGGCGCUACGUCGAACCAGAACCUCUUCCUGGCCAUUCACGAGAUCUCCCACAAUCUCGCUUUCAGGUCACCGCUGGCCAACAGGCUCUUCGCCGUGUUUGCCAAUCUGCCCAUUGGCGUCCCUUACAGCGCCUCGUUCCGACCCUACCACCUCACCCACCACAAGUCCCUCGGCGUCGAUGGGCUAGACACGGACCUCCCCACCGCGCUCGAGGCCGUCUUCUUGGACUCGAUCCUCGGCAAGGCGUUUUUCUGCACCUUCCAAAUCUUCUUCUAUGCCAUCCGGCCCAUGACAGUCUACCGCGUCCCCUUCACCUGGGUGCACUGGCUCAACCUUAGCGUCCAGCUUGGCUUUGACUACGUGCUCGUGUUCCUUCUCCCGGGCUACUUCGGCGUCAACUCCCUGCUGUAUCUCCUGCUCUCCUCCUUCCUUGCCGGUUCCCUACACCCCACGGCGGGCCACUUCAUCGCCGAGCACUACGUCUACGAGACAGUCACCCCGACGGCCCGCGACCCAAAGAACAGCAUCCCCAUACCGGAAACGUUCAGCUACUACGGCCCGCUGAAUUUGCUUACCUACAAUGUUGGGCUGCACAACGAGCAUCACGAUUUCCCCGCCAUUCCAUGGACGCGGCUACCCGUGCUGCACGACAUGGCCAAGGAGUUCUACGACGAUUUGCCUCAGCACCGGAGCUGGACCUAUGUGCUUUGGCGCUUCAUCUUUGACGAGCAGGUUGGCCUGAGGUGCCGGGUGAAGCGCAAGCAAGGAGGCCGUGUCGUGGGCGGCGGGACCGUCGUGGCAAGAGUUGCUGACUGGAAGGAGAAUGAGAUCGAGGCUUAGACGGGUGGGAAGCUGCGGUAAAUCUUUUUUUGGCUGAGCUCUCAGAUACCCCUUAGAUUUGGCAUCUUGGGAGGGGCGCCCCGAGUUUUGGAUUAGAUAAUCGUAUAUAAUGUUGACUGCGUUCUGGUAAAUAAACAUCAACGCUAACUAUGCGCCC
Molecule: messenger RNA, 1466 nt
Organism: Canariomyces notabilis
Lineage: Eukaryota; Fungi; Ascomycota; Sordariomycetes; Sordariales; Chaetomiaceae
Product: sphingolipid delta4-desaturase
Exons: 3
Coding region: 143-1309 (388 amino acids)
Biological process (GO): ceramide biosynthetic process
Cellular component (GO): membrane
Molecular function (GO): sphingolipid delta-4 desaturase activity
Source: RefSeq, a predicted model, not a curated record